ACGGCCUGCAAGCCCACCUCGCACCCAAAGGCCGGGACGGCGCCACGGCGGCACCUUGAAAUACCUCCGCCUUGGCGCCCAGCGUAACCGCCCCAACCAACAGCUUUCCUCGCCGGAGUCCCCGACAAACCCUCGCCCUCCCUCCACCGCGCAGCAGCCCACUGCCUCCGCCCUCCAGCGCCGGCGACCGAUGGACCGGUUCCACGACAGGCACCACGUGCGGCUGCGGAGCCGCGUGCAGCGCACCUACCUCCACGCCGCCGACGACGGGGAGAGCGUCACCCUCAGCCAGCUCCGCGCCUCCAUGAACGCGGCGUGGGCGGUGCACAUCUACAACGGCGACGACGGCCCGUACCUGCUCCUCCACAGCGCCGCCUACGGCCGCUACCUCGCCGCCACGGCCACGCCGGCGAGGCUCGGCCACCGCGGCCUCCGCGCGGAGCUGCGCGACUACGACCAGCCGGGCGUGGAGGCCGUCAUGUGGCGGGCCGUGGGGUCGGGCUUCGCGGACGACGUCGUCCUGCUCCGCAACGUCGGCGGCCGCUACCUCCGCGCCAACGGCAGGUACCUCCCCUGGAACUCCUCCGGCGUCAGCGUCGACGACGAGGCCAGCGCCAGCUCCAUGAUGUACUGGGUUGUCGAGCCCAUCCCCGCCAGAGACCGCUGGAACAUGCCCUUCCUUCCUGACCCGCCUCCGCUCUUGAUAUACCUCCUCGGGGUCAUCUACCCGGAGCCGGGACGGCUGAUCCGGUUCGUGCGGGCGCAAGACGACGGGCACUACCCCGAGGCCGAAGGCUGGCAGCAGUUCUGGUUCAGGGGGAGGUCCGCGUUUCGCCUGAGGGACGACCUGGGGUUACUCGUCGGCGCCGGCGUGUACUACCUGAACAUCACCAUGUGCGUCCGAGCGGGCCGCCACGGGAGGCUGACCCCGCUCGUUGUCAACCUGCCCGACGGCGGCUAUGGCGAGACCCUCGAGAUUGUCGUCUUCAUGGCCGACACCCCUGCAUACAAUGAGCUGCGACACCCGGAUGUCGACGCGGAGUAGAGAAAGAUAGAAGCGGGAGUCAUGAAACUUCACCUUCCACAAGUUUCGCCGCCUCGACGACAGCAGAACUGGAUGCUUAUUUCUGCCUAUAUAGUUAGAUAGAUCUAUGUUCAAAAACUCUCUCUGUUUCUUCUGGUAGCUGAACUUGCUCCGUUCUGGAUUCAGAACUGCUGAGUGUUGUGCCCAAUGGCUGAACAAUUUUGUAGGUCGUUGCAGUGUCGCUCUUUCGACAUUCAUCUCUGAGAUGAUAUUUCUGGUAUGCUUCGUAGAUGAUCUUGCAACAUUUUUAGAUUAUGCAUUCAGCGUCAUUGGAAAAUGCAGUGGCUUUGUCGCUUUGACAAUGAGCUAAUGGUCCUGCAUUCAUUUUUUAGACUAUGUAUUUCGUGUACAAAAG
This is a messenger RNA of Triticum aestivum (bread wheat), 1439 nucleotides long. RefSeq lists its product as uncharacterized. NCBI's taxonomy places the organism in Eukaryota, Viridiplantae, Streptophyta, Magnoliopsida, Poales, Poaceae. The coding region runs from base 191 to 1045 and encodes 284 amino acids. The transcript has 3 exons. The record is from RefSeq and is a predicted model, not a curated record.